AUGAUUUCUCCUAAAUACGCAACUACUCAUUAUUACUUGUCUGUCAAGACAUUGUCCCAAUCCAAAACUGCCCCACAUAUUGUAAACUUAUAUUUAGAUUACAAUUGUCCAUUUAGUGCCAAAUUAUUCUUGAAAUUUUAUGGAAAUGUUAUCCCCGAAUUACAAAAGAGAUAUCCAGAUAAGUUUCAAUUUGUUUUUGUCAAUGUUAUUCAACCAUGGCAUACCAAUUCUGUAUUAUUGAACGAAUUUUCCUUAGCUUAUGCUAAAUUAUUACGUGAAAAACAAGCUGAAGUUGAAAUUGAUUCAAUUAGUACUUUUUGGGAUUUCUCUAAGAUAUUAUUUGAAAAUAAAGAACAAUUUUAUGAAACUUCAAAUAUCAAUUUAACUAAAAAUCAAAUUUAUGAACAAAUUUAUGAUGUUGUUGCAGCUACCAAAUUUGAUUUCAAGAUUCCGAAGGAGGCAAUUUUAGAGCAAUUGAUUAUUAAACCAAGCAAAGAACCAAAUAACGAUGGUAAUGGAUCAACCGUUGAUGUUAAAUAUUUUACAAGAUAUCUUAGAGGAGUUGGUGUUCAUAUUACCCCAACUGUUAGUAUUGAUGGAAUUGUUGCUGAUAAUAUUUCUAGUGGAACUCCAGAGGAAGAAUUGAUUGAAAUUUUUGCUAGCAAAUUAUAA
Candida tropicalis MYA-3404 is the source of this 672-nucleotide messenger RNA. RefSeq lists its product as uncharacterized. NCBI's taxonomy places the organism in Eukaryota, Fungi, Ascomycota, Pichiomycetes, Serinales, Debaryomycetaceae. The record is from RefSeq and is a predicted model, not a curated record. Bases 1 to 672 code for a protein of 223 amino acids. The transcript has a single exon.